Ilex paraguariensis (yerba mate) is the source of this 513-nucleotide messenger RNA. The record is from the annotation of a GenBank genome assembly. NCBI's taxonomy places the organism in Eukaryota, Viridiplantae, Streptophyta, Magnoliopsida, Aquifoliales, Aquifoliaceae.
AUGAGAUCAAGAUUCCAGUCUCCAGUUGAAGAUAGAAAUAACCAUUUGGAAGUUAUUAACGUGGUCUGUGUCUCGACCACAAACAGGAACUUCCCUGGUCGCAUGGGCCACAAAGAAGGCCAGAUUUAUCUGGCCUCUCCAUACACAGCUGCAGCAUCAGCUUUGACUGGUUUCGUCACUGAUCCUAGAGAGUUUUUGCAGUAAGGCCAUUGAUCUUCAUGUGCCGUGACUACUCAGUACCGUUGUGUAAACACCAACUGCUCGGACUCGAAUUGUGGCAUUGGAGCUAGUAUCAGGUUCUGUUAGUCUACACCCCAACUUUCCUUGUAUGUUGUGAUCUAGAAAGUAUCUACUUCAUUGGUUUUGUGAGAGAUGUAAUUUUACAAAGAAACGUAGAUAGAACAUUAGUAAAUGGUUAUGCUGUAACAGUGAGAUGACGAUGCAUAUGUAAAACUUACCCUUCUUGGUUUAUUUACUUACAUAUGGAUGAAGAGAGACUACAUCUAGUAUUUA